Molecule: messenger RNA, 2313 nt
Organism: Homo sapiens (human)
Lineage: Eukaryota; Metazoa; Chordata; Mammalia; Primates; Hominidae
Gene: MEMO1
Product: mediator of cell motility 1
Exons: 10
Coding region: 762-1775 (337 amino acids)
Source: RefSeq, marked validated
GAGAUUCCUCGGCGGGUAGGCAGCGGUGCUGGGCAUGCUCAGUGGGCAGGACCCGUUAGAGUGGCGAGUAAGGAAGCGUUGGCUCUUCUCCGGGUCUGCCUUCCCCGGUUCAGGCCCCGGCCCUGGGCUUUUGUGUGCGCGUAGCUGCAGCCGCCACUGCCUCCUCGCGGGGCUGCCCGACCCCAGAUGCCGUCAGGCCUGUCCGGUUUCCGCCGUUAACCUCGCCGCGCGGCCGGGAGGAGGAGCGGGGCGGGGCCGGCGGCGGGCGGCCGGGCUGGAGGGCCCUGCCGGGGGUGGGGGUGGGUGCGGGGAGCCCCGCGGGGGGUGGGGGGCGGGGGCGGGCGCGGAGUCACGGGGGUGGGGUCACUCGCGGUGGCUCGGGGAGGCCAGCUGGGAGGGGAGGGGGCCGUGGGGGCGGCUCGGCGGAACCAGCCCCGGCUGGGCAGCAGCGGGGACGCCGGGGGCCGGGGCCAGGGCUUUCCGGGCUUCGGUGAGGCCGCCGUGGGCCCCAUCUUCCGGCGGUCGCCGGAGUUUGUGGUGAUUGUUGCUGCCGCCGCCACCGCCCCGGCUGCCAUCUCCUCCUCCUGGGCCGCCGCCUCCUCCUCUUCCUCCUCCUCCUGGGCCGGGCUGAUCCCCUCCCCGCUGCCGCCUCCUCCUGGGCUGGGCCCGCGGUGUCUCGUCCCCUCGCGGAGCCGCUCCUGCCGCCGCCGCCGCCGCCUCCUCAUUCAUCCUCGUGCACCAUAGGCGGCACAGGCACCAAGAUGUCCAACCGAGUGGUCUGCCGAGAAGCCAGUCACGCCGGGAGCUGGUACACAGCCUCAGAUGGAGUCUCACUGUGUCACCCAGGCUGGAGUACAGUGUCGUUAUCUCAGCUCACUGCAACCUCCGCUUCCCAGGUUCAAGCGAUUCUCGUGCCUCAGCCUCCCAAAUCUGGGAUUACAGGACCGCAGCUGAAUGCACAGCUAGAAGGUUGGCUUUCACAAGUACAGUCUACAAAAAGACCUGCUAGAGCCAUUAUUGCCCCCCAUGCAGGAUAUACGUACUGUGGGUCUUGUGCUGCCCAUGCUUAUAAACAAGUGGAUCCGUCUAUUACCCGGAGAAUUUUCAUCCUUGGGCCUUCUCAUCAUGUGCCCCUCUCUCGAUGUGCACUUUCCAGUGUGGAUAUAUAUAGGACACCUCUGUAUGACCUUCGUAUUGACCAAAAGAUUUACGGAGAACUGUGGAAGACAGGAAUGUUUGAACGCAUGUCUCUGCAGACAGAUGAAGAUGAACACAGUAUUGAAAUGCAUUUGCCUUAUACAGCUAAAGCCAUGGAAAGCCAUAAGGAUGAGUUUACCAUUAUUCCUGUACUGGUUGGAGCUCUGAGUGAGUCAAAAGAACAGGAAUUCGGAAAACUCUUCAGUAAAUAUCUAGCGGAUCCUAGUAAUCUCUUUGUGGUUUCUUCUGAUUUCUGCCAUUGGGGUCAAAGGUUCCGUUACAGUUACUAUGAUGAAUCCCAGGGGGAGAUUUAUAGAUCCAUUGAACAUCUAGAUAAAAUGGGUAUGAGUAUUAUAGAACAAUUAGACCCUGUAUCUUUUAGCAAUUACUUGAAGAAAUACCAUAAUACUAUAUGUGGAAGACAUCCCAUUGGGGUGUUAUUAAAUGCUAUCACAGAGCUCCAGAAGAAUGGAAUGAAUAUGAGUUUUUCGUUUUUGAAUUAUGCCCAGUCGAGCCAGUGUAGAAACUGGCAAGACAGUUCAGUGAGUUAUGCAGCUGGAGCACUCACGGUCCACUGAAGCUCUGAAUCCUCAGGGAUGCCACCUGCACAUUCUCAUACUCUGUCCGGGGUCCCAGCCUAGCCUUUACCACGAUACUGGUCCUGGUUUGGGGGGAUUCUGAAACCUCAAACUAAUAGAACUUUCUUCUCUUUUUUUCUAGUAGGUGUAGUCCUUCCUUAAUUUCAACUCAUUAAAAAAUGCUUUAUAGUUUAGGGCAGUGGAAGGAAGGCUGGCAUCAAAAUAUUUUGAUCAAAAAAGAUGACAAUGUAAAGGCUCAGUUGUGGCAGACAGUUUUUUGAAAGUAACUUGUAAAGCAUUUACCAUAUCCUAAAUUUGCACUCUUUGCAGACUUGUGCACAUAUAUUCCGCUUUCAGAAUAGUUUUGCAAAUUGUACACAAACAAACAAAAAGGUGGAAGCUUUUUAAUAAAGAAAUUGCAUUUAUAAAUGAUCUGUAUUAGAAUAUAAUAAAUCUCCAGUUAUAGUCAAUUACUACCCAUGUUGUACAACAGAUACCUUCUAUUUUAGUUGCUAAUAAAGGGCUACACAACUCAAAA